Molecule: messenger RNA, 1260 nt
Organism: Aureobasidium subglaciale EXF-2481
Lineage: Eukaryota; Fungi; Ascomycota; Dothideomycetes; Dothideales; Saccotheciaceae
Exons: 1
Coding region: 7-984 (325 amino acids)
Source: RefSeq, a predicted model, not a curated record
GCCCGCAUGAUCAGACGUCAGUCCACCUUCGGCAACGACUGGAUCAUUGACUGCAUUGACUCUUGCACUGCUCUUGGCAACUGCGUUGGUACCGUCUACAACCGUGUCCAGGGGACUUGCACUUUCUACAGCAACAUCGAGUCUCUUUUCGCUGAUGCCAACACCGAUGCUGCCAUCAUCGUCAACGAGACCCCUGAUGCCACUCCCAUUGUCUCCACCUUGACCGUCACCGAUGCCGGUGUCACCCAGACCAUCACCACCACUCCCCUGACCACCAGCACCGUCUACUCGACCACCACCAAGACCAUUCAGUCUUGCGCCCCUGGUGUUCCUUGCGUUGCUGCCACCGUCACUGAGGUUGUUGUUGCCUAUACCACCGUCUGCCCCGUUUCUGCCAUUCCUACUGGUGGCGCUGGUGCCGGUGCUGUCAUCACCAAGACUGUCUGCACUGCCUGCCAAUACGUUCCUUCGGUCGUCACUGUUUACCAGUGCCCUACUGCUGGUCCCGGUGCUGGCAAGCCUACUGCCGUUACCACCAAGACCGUCCAGGUCCCCGUCCUGAACGGACCCGGUGCCAACGGCUACACCACCUCGACUGUUUACUCAACCGAGGAGCAUGUCACCACCACUUGCGGUGCCAACGGAUGCAACAAGGCCACCGUUACCGCUGUCGUCUCUCUCUACACCACCGUCUGCCCCAUCAGCUCCGGUGUUGGCCAGCCCGGCACCGUCGUUGUUCCCGGAACCACCGUUCCUGCCUCGACCAAGCCUGCUGAGACCGUUCCCGCCACCGUCGAGAAUGGAACCACCAAGCCCGCCGAGACCAUUCCUGCCACUCUUGUUCCCGGUACCACCAAGGCAUCCAGCACCGUUGUCAAGUACACUCCUACUACCAGCGGCGUUGUUACCUUCACUGGUGCCGCUACCAAGAACGGUAUGGGCUUCGCUGCCGCCAUGGCUGGUGUCGCCGCCCUUAUCCUUUAAAUUUGAGGAUCUCAUUUCACGAUGCCUUUGAUGCGUCUGGCACACAUCACUCUCCUUAACGCCGACCCCCAAAUACUUCAACUCUUCUUGAUGCUCUCUUGAGAGCUCUGAUGGCCACAUUGGAUCGUAGUAGAUCCAAAGCCUUGUAAUACCCUAACCAUUUAUUUCCUUUUGUCAUAUGUAAACUAUACUUGGAGGAUGAAAGGAAGUUUGGGAUGCAAUACCCCCCUGAUAUGUUCCCAUUUAGAAUAGUGUGCGACCGAGAUCUGCAGAAUC